Molecule: messenger RNA, 797 nt
Organism: Diospyros lotus (date-plum)
Lineage: Eukaryota; Viridiplantae; Streptophyta; Magnoliopsida; Ericales; Ebenaceae
Product: signal peptidase complex-like protein DTM1
Exons: 2
Coding region: 219-536 (105 amino acids)
Biological process (GO): anther wall tapetum development
Cellular component (GO): signal peptidase complex; endoplasmic reticulum membrane
Source: RefSeq, a predicted model, not a curated record
UUAAUUUAAUUUUAAGUUAAAGUUUUAAUAACCAACGUGAAAUUUAUUUCAAAAUUUCGUUGGCGAACAUCGUGUUUUAGACACAGUGUUGAGGGUGCCCUUGCCCUAUAUUAAUGGCGGUCCCAACUAACUCUCUUGUAGUAACUUCCUUUCCGUCCUACAUAUAUUUAUCUUAAUGGGCAAUCGUAGCGGCAGUCGCAGUUCAGACGGUGGUGGUGAUGCCCAACGACGCCGUGUUCCGGUGGUGCUUGGUUUCGCUGGGCGCCACAGUGGUGGCUGUAGGGCUGUACACGCAGUCGUUGAAGAAGAUGGCGGCCACAUACUUGGUCGGCAUGCUCGCAAUCGCCGGCGUGUUCUUGCCCGAUUGGGACUUCUUCGACCGUGAUGUCUCCCACUGGUGCUCUCCUAUUUCGCUUCAUCAUUCUGCUGCUGCUGCUCAACCCCAAUCAACGCCCUCCAGUUUACGGCUUUGCUUUUUACAAGUGGUGGAUGUUCAUAUCAAGCUAGCGGAAUUGCUUCAUCUGGGUAACCCAUAAUUCGCCACAUAUGAUGGAGAGAUAUGGAUUGUCAUAUCCAAGGAUGAUGUGUGCUAAAUAUACUUGGAACUGUAUUCCAGCCUCCCUAGCUAACUUGCUCCUCCAAGGAUGAUGUGUACUAAAUAUACUUGGAGCGAUGUGUUCCCUUUUUCUGUUAUUUUUCUCUUGAUUUUUGAGAGCGAUGUGUCUCACCCUAUUCCAACACAUGGAAAGGCAAUCUUUUUAGCGUAAUCAAUGGCACCGCUAGAGUUAAUUAAAAAG